UGUUUUAGAUCGUUAACCAGAGUUAAAUAACAAAUAAAUAAAUAUAAUGGCAGUACACAAAGAUGAAGUUGUAAUAUCAGGUAUCGGUGGAUUGUUUCCAGAAAGCAAUAAUAUAACUGAGUUAAGCGAUUUGUUAUUCCAAAAAAAAAAUGGAGUAACUAUUGAUUCAAGGAGAUGGAAACCAAAUAAACUAGGUGCAUUAAGUGGAACUGGAAAAAUUAAAAAUAUUGAUACAUUCGAUUCCACAUUCUUCAGGGCUCACCCAAAACUUGCUCAAGUUAUGGAGACAAUGACAAAAAUAUGCUUAGAAAGAUCAAUAGAAGCGAUUAUCGAUGCCGGUUUGAGUCCAGCAGACUUGCAUGGAACAAAUACAGGAGUAUUUCUGGGAUCUGCAAUAAGUGAAACGGAAUUGUCAGCCGUAUAUAACGAUUCAUUUGUAGGAUUUGUGAUGUUAGGUAGUAGUAGAACAAUGCAAGCAAACCGACUUUCUUUUAUUCUCAAUUUGACAGGACCUAGUUUUACCAUGGACGGAGGAUGGAUUUGUGGCUCCGAUGGUUUGAAAAAAGCAAAAGAAAUGAUUGAAAAUGGUUUAUUAUCAUCUGCGAUUGUCGGGGUUACUAAUCUCACACUUCGACCAGAAUUACAAUUCCUAUAUGAAGGUUUGAAUAGAUUAAACAAAAGUGAUCAAACUAAACCAUUCAGUUCUGACGCUGACGGGUAUAACAGAUCAGAAGCUUGUAUUGUUUUUUAUCUUCAAAAAGCUUCUGAAGCCAAACGUUCAUACGGAACAUUGUUGAAUGUAAAAUCAAUGCAGUUUGGUAAUCAUGAUGGGACCCUAACCGAGCAUGAUGGAAAUCACUUUAAAUCAUUGCUAUUAGAUUCUUAUAAAGAAGCUGACAUAGAUCCGGCUACAGUAGAUUUCAUAGAAGCUUACGGAUCGGGAAUUAAGAGUGAAGAUGCUAUGGAAUUAAAUAUCAUGGAAGAAGUGUUUUGUACUGAAAAUAGAAGGACACCUUUAAAAGUGGGUUCCGUGAAAAGUAACGUAGGUCACUGUGAAGUGUCUAGUCUCUUUAUGUCAAUUGUUAAAGCCAUCAUUACGCUAGAAAGUGGAUACAUACCACCUAACAUAAAUUACACAGGACCAAAUAAUAAUGUAGCAGCGUUAAAGAAUGGAAAAAUUCAAGUAAUAACUGAAAAAACUCCUUUUGUUGGAGAUAUAAUCGGAAUCAGUUCAUUUGGGUUAUUAAAUGCAUUUAGCCAUGUAAUCCUUAAGAAAAAUCAGAUCGUUAAUAACAUAAUUGUGGACAAACAUAAUUCUACCAAUAUACCCCAAUUAAUAUUGGUAUCAGGGCGGAAUGAAGAAAACGUUAAAGAAGCAUUAAACCAGAUUAAAAGUCACGGAAACAAUGCAGAGUUUGUGUCAUUGACUAAUGACGUAUUCACUAGAAAUAUCAAUGGCCAUUUCUUUAGGAGUUUUAACAUUUUCCCUCAGUCAGAUGAGUCACGAAUAGAUGAUGUUUGGAAUGUUACUUUGAAACGUCCGGUAUGGUUUAUAUUCUCUGGUAUGGGAUCACAAUGGCAAGGAAUGGGUACAGAUCUUAUGAAAGUUCCAGUUUUUGCUGACGCUAUAAACAAAUGUGAUGUUAUACUAAAACCAAAAGGCGUUGAUAUUAAGAAUAUUUUGACCAGUCAAAAUCCAAAACUUUUUGACAACAUUCUCAAUUCAUUUGUCGGUAUCGCUGCGGUUCAGAUUGGACUAGUAGAAGUGUUGAGAGCAUUAGACAUAACACCCGAUGGAAUCAUAGGCCACUCGCUCGGAGAAUUGGGAUGUGCUUACGCUGAUGGUUGUUUUACGGCUGAAGAAAUGCUAUUAGCUUCUUACGCCAGAGGUCAAGCUACUCUAGAAACAGACGUUAUUCCUGGCAUGAUGGCCGCCGUUGGACUUGGAUAUGACCAAAUCAAAGACAGACUUCCCAAUGACAUCGACGUCGCUUGUCGUAAUAGUGCCACUAGUUGCACAAUAUCGGGUCCAGUUGAAAGCAUCAAAGAGUUCGUGUCACAACUAAAAUCCGAAGGUGUCUUCGCAAAAUCCGUUAACGUUGGUGGCAUAGCGUUUCACAGUAGAUAUAUUCAAUCCGCUGGUCCGACUCUACUUAAAUAUUUAAAAGAUGUGAUCAAAGUACCAAAGAAAAGGUCGUCUAAAUGGCUUAGUAGUUCGUUGCCAGAAACUGAAUGGGAGUCUGACCUCGCAAAAUAUUCUUCUCCAGAAUAUCAUACAAACAAUCUAUUGAGUAGUGUGUUAUUCGAGGACGUUUUAAAUCACAUACCAAAAGACGCGAUUACAAUUGAAAUUGCUCCUCAUGGCCUUCUUCAAGCAAUUAUAGAAAGAGCAUUACCUGAAAUGGUAACCAAUAUUUCAUUGACGAAAAGAAUGUAUGGAGAUUCGGUUCGAUUCCUACUUACUUCUAUAGGAAAAAUGUAUGCCAAUGGAUUAAAUCCCAAAAUAAAAGAGCUGUAUCCAACAAUAAAAUAUCCUGUAAGUCGUGGAACACCAUCAAUUUACGGUUUACCGUUUUGGGACCAUACUGAAAAAUGGUCAGUCAAGAUAUUGGAAUUAGUAAAAUCUGGUGAGCAAAUAUCUUCAUUAGUGGUUAAUGAUGAUAAACAUUUAGCUGAGUACCAAUUGCAUGGUCAGCAUAUAAUACCAUUUUCAUUUAUAUUAUUUGAUGUUUGGAAGACAUUUAUUGAAACAAAUUCUAAAAGUUUGUACGAAAGCCCGAUUCAAUUUAAAAAUCUUCGGUUCAAAAAUAAUGUCAAAAUUCAUCCAACUGACACUUCUGAUUGUACUAUAAUGAUUCAAUUGGGAUCUGGUAUUUUUGAGUGCGAUGUCGACAAUGAGGUUAUUUUAUCAGGCGAAAUAAGAUUUGUAAACGAUAAAGUCUUGGAUACAACUGAAGAAAAAUCAAUACAUUUAGACGAAACAACUGACGACUUCCUUGACUAUGUAUCAGAAAAUGAGAUAUAUUCUAUUUUAAAAAAUAAUGGAUUCAAUUUGGGAUUCAAAAACAUUACGAAUUAUAAAAUGUAUAAAAAUUAUAUCCAAGGUUCCGUUAAAUGGGAAAAUGACUGGAUAUAUUUUUUGGAAGGGUUAUUAAAGUUCCCAUUUUUGGAACAUUUAGGUACCGGCCCGAUAGAAAUUCCAAUUUAUAUAAGAGAAAUGUAUAUAAAUCCUGCGUUAUUUGAAAACCGUUCAGAGAAAGGUAUAAGCGUCAGUUACAACAAACUAUCAAAUGGAGUAACUUGUGACGGAAUUAAAAUAUUAGGGGUUAAAAACGGACCCAUAUCAUUACCCAUACUUAACACUGCGGUAGUGAAAUUACAAGAAAAAUCCUUUACUAAAUUCAACAACUUAAAAUGCAAAAACAUCAGCGAUUUCGUUCAAUAUUCUAUGGAUAUAAUAAUGGAGAUUGAUAAGUUAAAUUUCGGAACAAGUGGAAAAAUUAUUCUCAGUACUCCAUAUCAUUACGACGAUCCAGUAGCUAAAUCAUGUACAAAUGAAAUCAAAAAAAUUGUGGAAAACAAAUUAUCUAUAAAUAGUAAAACUAUAAACUGGGAAAACAUUAAGGACGUAUCAGAUGUUGAUGAAUCUGCAAGGUUUAUCACCGUGUCAAAUGUAAACUAUUUGCAAGAUACAACGAGAGUAUUAGCCAAUAAAAAAAAUAGUUUUAUUAUUGUAUGUUCCUUGAAAAAACUUCAAGAACUCAAAGACUGGAAAAUAAUUACACAGCAGGAAUUCGACAAUAACUGUUGUUUAACAUUGAUGAAAAAGAUUAUAAUGUUAGAGGACAAGAGCGCAUUUAUUAAACCAACCAAUGAUAAUUGUGACUUGAGCAUUUGGAGAGCAUUAGACACAAAUAAUUCAUCAACUGGGAAAAUUUAUAUAAUUUCAAUGUCUGAACCAUUAGAAGGCAUCUCCAUUUAUGUUAAAGAAAUGUUGCAUAAGUAUAAAUCAAAUAAAUUAAGAUUCUUGUUCAUUUUGGAUUCAAACGCACCCGAUUUUGACAAGAACAAAUCAUUUUAUGCAAUUCAGCUAUCGAAAGAUUUAUUAGUAAAUAUCUAUAAAAACGGUGAUUGGGGUUACUACAAAAGAAUUGUUCUUCAAGAUAUAAAAGAUGAUAUUAAGGUCAACGAAAAUAAAUUGUAUAAACAUUUCACUAAAAAUAGUAAAAAACAAAUUGACAAUAAAAUAUCUAGGGUUGAAUUUCAAAGAUAUAGUUAUAGAAGAAAAUACCGAAAAUGAAUUUGGACCAUUGGAAUACUCGGGGCAUAUUGAUAAUAUAACCACAAUGGGAAUCACCUCGAUCAAUAAUAUGUCUUCUCAAAUUAUUUAUGACCCAGUAUUAUCAUGGCCUGUUCCGUCGACAUGGUCACUAGAAG
This is a messenger RNA of Acyrthosiphon pisum (pea aphid), 4437 nucleotides long. RefSeq names its product fatty acid synthase. The record is from RefSeq and is a predicted model, not a curated record. Gene Ontology annotation, biological process: fatty acid biosynthetic process. The transcript has 22 exons. NCBI's taxonomy places the organism in Eukaryota, Metazoa, Arthropoda, Insecta, Hemiptera, Aphididae. Gene Ontology annotation, molecular function: fatty acid synthase activity. The coding region runs from base 47 to 4300 and encodes 1417 amino acids.